Messenger RNA from Larimichthys crocea (large yellow croaker), 3018 nucleotides. RefSeq names its product TNF superfamily member 12 (gene tnfsf12). The coding region runs from base 664 to 1404 and encodes 246 amino acids. The transcript has 6 exons. Gene Ontology annotation, cellular component: membrane. Gene Ontology annotation, biological process: immune response. The record is from RefSeq and is a predicted model, not a curated record. Gene Ontology annotation, molecular function: tumor necrosis factor receptor binding; receptor ligand activity. NCBI's taxonomy places the organism in Eukaryota, Metazoa, Chordata, Actinopteri, Sciaenidae.
UGACUCGAGAAGCAGAGGAAGCUCUCGUAUGUUUGUUUUUUUUUUUUUCCUCUUUGCUCACCUCGUUGACUUUUACUGCGGAUGCACGCUGGCAUCACAACAUCAGAGCUCACCGAUUACGCACGGAAAGUUCAUCUCCAAGUCUACGUAUGUGUGUGUGUGUGUGUGCGUACACGCGCGCGUAUGUGUGUGUGUGUGUGUGUGUGAAUUCAACGUUCAUGUGUGCUCAGUCUGUCUGUCUAAUAGAGUGACCCCCCAGCACGCUGUUUAAAGGGAAGACAAGAGAGCUGAGUCAACGAAUCACAGGGAGAAGGAUGCAACAGUUGAUGUGCGCAAGUUGCACAGUUUUCUUGUAUUUGGAGACGACCCGCACACACGGAGGAUGGUGGCUUUGAUCUGUGUGGAGGAAGGAUCGGAUGUUUUGUUGCUUUAACCCCCUUUCAUCUGUCAGAUAAACCGAGAAUUAAAACGAGAUCCACGCGUCUGAGAAGCAGUGGAUGUUCAGCUGUAAGCCUCUCCACUCGCGCGUCUUUUUCUUACCAAAAUGGACAUUUGGACAGACAUGCAUUUGGAGGGACUUCAUGCUCUGCUGAAAUGGAGUUGAAGCGGUGGGGGAUUUCGGAUGGUCUGCGGCGGUGAGUAGCAGUGCAGCCUUGCACCAAUAUGCAUCGGAUUCUGCAGAGGAGGCGAGUGCGCAAGCUGCGGGUCGUCUGGGCUUCUCUGGCCCUGGUGGCUCUGUCUCUAGCCGCAUGCAGCGCGCUGUUUACGGCGUGGACUUGGCGACAAACGCGGGACCUGUCUCAAUCCUUUAAGAUCCUGCAAGACCGACUGGAGCAGGUCAAUACACAGAGGAAGGCCAUUGUUCAGCUCAUUCUGGAGAAGAGAGAGCUGCUGGUGGGACAGAGAGUGAAGAGAGACGGGGGGACGAUGCGAGGGAGGAAUGGAAAUGGAAAGAAAGCGGCGUCUCAUUUUGAGAUCACCAAAGUCUCCUCUCAGCAAGUGGGAGAGGGCGGAGUGAUAAAGGGUUGGGAAGAGAGGACGUUGAAUAUGAGUAAAGCGGUGAGGUACAACAAGGAACAAGGCACCUUCAUUGUGGAGAAAGCGGGCGUCUACUUCCUGUUCUGCCAGGUGUUGUUCAAUGAGCAACAGUCACAGUAUGUGAAGCUGGAAGUGGUGACAAGCGGCCUGCGGCCUCAGAGGCUGCAGUGCAUGGAGGGAUACGGGACAACUCCUUCCGCCGGGCCGCACCCUUUCCACUUCCUGAAGCCCUGCCAGGUGUCCGGCCUCCUGCGACUGGACAAAGGCACGGAGCUGCAGGCCAUCACCGGCUCGUCCUUUAGACUCCACACCGUGGGGAAUCCUUCAGCCUCGCCUCACAUCUUCAGCAUCUUUAAAGUCAACUGAAGCUUGGAAUCUUUUUCCUCACCCGAGAACAACGACAAAAAAAAAAAAAGAGAAAUCCACUUGUUUCUGUAUGGAUGAGAUUCAUUUGUUGUUUUUUUUACCCCCCCUGGUUAAACAGUCAUAAGCAGCCGCGGGCAUCACAUCGUGACACAGCCUCUUCCCAAAGACGUUAAUUUGAAAGACUAACCUGACAUUUGUGGAAGUUGUUGUGGAAUUUUUUCCUCUGGACAGCGGUGCUGUUUUGUAACGCAAAACACAGACUUCUGGAUUAAAACCAAGACCCGGAGUGGACGAAAUGCCUCGAUGAAUGUCUGCCGAGAGAACAGAUGUGAUGGAAGCUGUUCUGUAGAUAAAGGGCUUGAUAUAAAAAGAAAAAAAAAUACUUGGAUGUUCAUCUUAGCCUUUGUAUCUUGUAAUAAAUUGUGCUUACACUCUCUUUAUAAGACUGACAGUAAAGCUGUGCAUGCACCUUCCACUUUUAUAUCACCCAGUGCCUCAAGAAGCUGAGCGCACGUCUGCAAGCGUCAGAUCUCGACACUAUAAAGAGCCUACAUGAGUCGAUAUUUUAUACAAUGCAGCGUCUGUUUGUGUGUGUGUGUGUGUGAGUGUGUGUGUGUUUGUGAAAUCAACAUCUUUAUACUGAUUUUAUGAUCUUUACAAUGCAACGUGUGUGUGAAAUUACUGCCUUUUUCUUUAAAUACUUUGUAUAUACUUCACUUUUUUAUAUAAAUAUAUAUAUAUAUACUGUAUGUGCAUAUCAAGUCAGGAGCUGGCGAAGAAAGGGGAACAUUUUAAAUAACAUGGAUGUGAAUUUGUGCUCUUUUCUAAGGUCAAAUUUGAUUGUAAGGUAUUUUUAUGUAUAGUAUUGGCUUUACUUUUGUCGAGUAGCUGCAAGUUAUAUCAAGGAAAGCGCACAGCUUUAAUCACAGCUCUCUCUUUUUUUUCUGCUUCCUCCUUCCAAGCCACCUUGUGUAAAUCGUUAAUUUGCCAUCGGUCGUUAAAGAGUAUUUGCAGAUGCCCUCAUAUGUCCAAAGCCUUAGAUAUUAAAUAUUACACAGAUUUUGAAUUGAAAUGAGUUUUAUUUUUUCUGCGACUAACAGAUCAUUAUGAAAAGUCUUAAUAUCAGCCUACAGCGAAACAAAUCACGGCUCGGCUCUGCAAGGCUUAAGGCACAACAGUGAGCUAAAUUGUUAAUAAUGUUCAUCUUCGUUUUAUUUCACCAUAGGAUGCCUGCUAAUGAGCACUAAACCCAAAGUACAGCUGCGGCUGUGGCAUUAGCUUUGAUGACUGAGCUAGAAGAAAGUUCAGGGGAUCAUGAUUCAUCCUCUGGGGAGCAUGAAUGUCUCUCUUUUUUAGCUGUGUUAGGCUUAUUUUGUCAUAAAAGAACAUAGACCUGAUGACUGGGCUAGAAAAAAGUUCAGGGGAUCAUGAUUCGUCCUCUGGGGAGCAUGAAUUGUCAUAAAACAACUUAAAUAUUAAAACUUAGACCUGAUGAUUGGGCUAGAAAAAAGUUCAGAGUAUCAGAAUUCAUGUCAAUCCAUCAAAUAGCUGUUGAGAUAUUUUCAAAUUGGCCGACCAACCAUCCGUGAAGCUGUUAGCGUACCUAAAAAAAAA